Messenger RNA from Rosa chinensis, 641 nucleotides. RefSeq names its product pectin acetylesterase 10-like. Bases 123 to 641 code for a protein of 172 amino acids. Gene Ontology annotation, cellular component: plant-type cell wall. Gene Ontology annotation, biological process: cell wall organization. Lineage: Eukaryota; Viridiplantae; Streptophyta; Magnoliopsida; Rosales; Rosaceae. The transcript has 3 exons. Gene Ontology annotation, molecular function: pectin acetylesterase activity. The record is from RefSeq and is a predicted model, not a curated record.
UAUAUAUUACAGCCAGAAACACAAAUACACGAAUGCAAUAUCAAAGUUUGCAUCUUUCUGUUCUGAAGUUCAAUUUUUCCAUUUCUUAGGUGGUAGAGAGAUUGAAACAGAGCAGACCCAAGAUGAAGUUUUUGUGGGUUGGCAUUGUUGUAGUGCUAGUUUUCACCAAAUGGGCUAAUGGGUUUGAGGAGCAUAGUUUUAAUGAAACAGAGCUGUCCUGGUUGGAGGGCUAUGGAGAAUCCAAGGCUGCUGUAACUGGGGUGAUGGUAGGACUAACCCUUAUUCCAGGAGCUGGUGCCAAAGGAGCAGUCUGCCUCGAUGGAACCUUACCCGGGUAUCAUUUGCAUUGUGGGUACGGGUCAGGAGCAAAUAGCUGGCUUAUUCAAUUGGAGGGGGGAGGAUGGUGUAACACCAUUAGAAAUUGUGUUUACCGCAAAACAACAAGGCGGGGAUCAUCAAAAUUUAUGGAAAAACAGUUGCUAUUUACCGGAAUACUAAGCAAUAAAGCUGAAGAAAAUCCAGGUUCAUUCCUCGAACUAAAUUUUAAAUUGGCACACACUGAAAUCUUCUUAUCCUGCGUGCUUGGGCUAUUUGUGGAUUUAGCUGUCUUACAGUUAUCUUAUCAUAUGGUGAUGCUUUAA